UGCUCCUUCCUUCUUUCCUUCCUUCCCGCCAAAAUUUGAGGCGGGGUAAAGACAAAAACCCCCAAACCAGGGCCCUAGGCUCUCUCUCUCUCUCUCUCUCUGCAGUCCAUCCCUAACUAAGUUCCAGGGCUGAGGCGCCUCCCAGGGAGCUAGGAAGGGGAGAAGAAGGAGGGAAAGGCGGCCAGAGGGACAGGCAGAAGGACAGGGGCUGGACCCUCCCUCCCCCCGGACCUCCCCCAGAAAUGUUCACCCGAGCGGUCAGCAGGCUCAGCAGGAAGCGGCCCCCCUCAGGCUUGUCAAAAGUCCGGGCUGCCGCUUACGUCAUGGAUGACUGACAUGCAUUUUGAAGUGGUGCAACUAGUGGGGAUGACAACCAUGCCAAAAAAGAAACAAAAAAAUUGGGAAAUAAAUGAUAGUGACAGCAAGCCAGGCAGCAGCCAACAAAAUCUGAAUGGCACCAGAAGAUGGGCUACAUCCCUAGAAAAUUUAUUGGAAGACCAUGAAGGUGUCAAGAGAUUUAGGGAGUUUUUAAAGAGAGAAUUUAGUGAAGAAAAUGUUUUGUUUUGGCUAGCAUGUGAAGAAUUUAAGAAGAUACAUGAUAAGAAACAGAUGAAAGCAAAAGCGAAUGAAAUUUACACAACAUUCUUGUCAAGUAAAGCUUCUUCUCAAGUCAAUGUUGAAGGGCAGUCCCGUCUGGAUGAGUCAAUAUUGGAAGAACCUCACCAACUAAUGUUUCAAAAACUUCAAGAUCAGAUUUUCAGCCUCAUGAAGUAUGACAGCUACAGCCGCUUUUUAAAGUCAGACAUGUUUCUUAAACUAAAGCAGACAGAAGAACAGGAAGAAAAUUCACCAGAUCCUCAAAGUGUACCAAAAAGAGCAUCAAGAAUUUACAACACGUGAUCCAAAUAACAACAAACAUUAGCUCCUACUGAGACUGUAUAAUGAAAAGCAAAUGAGUUCUCAAGAAUAGUCUUUGAGGGUAACACAGUUGUAAUUAAAUCUUGAAAAACGAACUCUGAUAGACCAUUGUUUAACUUGUCUGAAUGACUAAUUGUUUUUGUACAAUGGCUACUACCAAAUUCCUUGCCUAACAUGGUUAUACUAAACCCUUACAAGGAGUGAGGAGUUUGUGAAUAAUCUACAAACAGACUAGGAUGCUUUUAUCUUGCUAUAUUUAAAAAAAACAUUCCUAGUGAAUUAUUGGAAUGUAGCAUAAAAACUGUUAUACAUUUUCCAUCAUGUAAGGAAAGGCAGGAUGUCUGUUUUGAAACCCUCAUAACCCUAAACACAAAUUUUCUACAAAUGCACAUUUUUCAAGCUACCUGAGAUAAUUUAUAUUCUCACUAAAUUUUCCAUAGUUGAAUGACAAAGCUGAAUUAAAAAAGAGCUGAACUCCCCCACCACUGCUACCUAGAAAUGUUGAGACCUCAGCCAAGAAUUCAUGAAUGAAAUAUUAAUUUAACUCAACUUUUAGAAAUACACGUUUUCAAUAGGUAAUCAAAAUAAUUACAAAAUCCUUUUGUCCUCUCUUUAUAAUAAAUAUAUCAAAUAUUUCCCCAGCAUACUUAUUUUUCAGGGGUCUUUUAACCAUGUGUUUUGUUUUGAAAUUGAGCUUCCAUGCCAGUGACUUUGAAAAUUAGUAUUGUUUUUAUUUAGGGAACCAUAGGCUUGUUUUGCUUGGGGAAGGGGCAGGUGUGGCCUUUUUACUUCCCAUAAUCUGUCACCAUUGGCUAUGUUGGCUAUGACUGAUGGGAGUUACAGUCCAAAAACAUCUAGAAGGCCAUUGUUGCUUGUCCCUGCUUUGCAAGCUAAAGUAAACUUUUUCACUGAGCAGCAACUAAAAUGUGGUUUACUGCUAUAGCAAACCUAUGCCAUGAAACUCCAACCAGUUCGUUUCUCUGCAUUCCAAAUACAUGUAGAAAUUUUCCAGCUGCAGCCUGAUGUGUCAGUUUAUCCAGAUGGGUGAGAUGUACAGCUAAUGCACACCCAGUGAAUAUGUGUUUCCAGUUCAAUAGCAAGUAUGAACAAGCUCUAAGCUUUCCAUGCUCGUUUAAAGAAAUUUCUUCUUGGUUACCAACAUCCCCCCCCCUUUCAGAUUAUAUUCUAGUUAGGCUUUAUUUUCACCUGCUUUCAUGCUAAAAUUGUUUUCAUAUGUUGCAACAGGCUAUUCCACCAAUGAAAUCAAAAUUGAUAUUCCCAUCAUACACUUUGUUCAAACUGAGUUUGACUCAGAACAUAAAUUAGUGAUUCCUGUUUGCUUUGUAAUUAGAAAACAGAAUAUCAGAGCCUGGAGAGCUCAAUUGCCUUCUAGUUUUAAUAUUAUUAUAAGUACUGCUGUUCAUAUUUUCAAACAAAUGAUUCCUUGUGAUGUAAUGUUUUUAUCUCAAUUCCAUAGGAGAGUAUCUAGCAACUGAGUAUCAUUCAGCCAUUAGUGUAAUUGACAGCCCAUGCAUACAGAUAUAAGAAAAAGAGGUAUUGUUGCAUAUUAGAAGCACUUUCAUCAGAUUGCCACAAGA
Sceloporus undulatus (fence lizard) is the source of this 2516-nucleotide messenger RNA. RefSeq names its product regulator of G protein signaling 10 (gene RGS10). Gene Ontology annotation, molecular function: GTPase activator activity. The record is from RefSeq and is a predicted model, not a curated record. The transcript has 6 exons. The coding region runs from base 328 to 900 and encodes 190 amino acids. NCBI's taxonomy places the organism in Eukaryota, Metazoa, Chordata, Lepidosauria, Squamata, Phrynosomatidae.